Molecule: messenger RNA, 2493 nt
Organism: Bactrocera tryoni
Lineage: Eukaryota; Metazoa; Arthropoda; Insecta; Diptera; Tephritidae
Gene: Ir92a
Exons: 11
Coding region: 75-2072 (665 amino acids)
Source: RefSeq, a predicted model, not a curated record
UUACGACAGCAACAAGCGAACUGUCGGAGAAGCAACUAUAAAACCCAACAACAAGUCUACAACAACCGAACGAAAUGUGGCCGACACACACGCAAACGCACGUCACAACUUUGUUGCAGCUCUUAAUACAAAGAUACUUCGCACAAUUCUCCUCGGUGCUGAUUGUCCAUGAUGGGCGCGUUGACGCAGCCAGCGCCUUGCAGCGGGAAUACCUCGAGGCGGUGCACCUGGCGUUCCGCAAUCUGUCCCAGCAGGGACGCCUAAUUGGACUGCAAUGGAUUGAUGUCAGUCAACUGGAUGGCGGUGGCAGAGGCAGCUGCCGCAGCAGCAAUUGCGGAGACAGUUACAACAACAGUUGCGCUGACAACUUGGCCUACAACGAUGAGUUGGAGCUGUGUGUGCUGCGCGCUGUUGGCAUUGUAACCGAGGGUUUCAUCACCAUUCUUUCGGACACAGUGCGUUUCCUGCACGCUCGGUACUUUGCCACACGCAACGCGGAGUUACGCCUCAAGGAUAAAUUUUAUCUAUUUUUUUGUGAGCAUGAACGCCCCGAAGAGUUGCUAUCAACCGAGAUACUGCAGUUUUACCCACACCACCUUAUGGUGACACCGGAAACGCUCACGGCACAACAAAGCGACAACCCACAAGCAACAUUUAAACUAACUAAACCAACAACUUCAACAAUGUCGUUAUCCACACUCGCCACGGCAUCUCCAAGCGCGCACCGCGACAUCAACAUCCAACUGUGGACACAAAAGUUUGUCGGCGCCAGCGGCAAUUUGGAAGCGCUGCUGCUGGACGCAUUCUUGCCGAACGAAACUUUCGCCCGAAACGUCGAACUUUAUCCAAAUAAAGUUAACAACCUGCGAGGGCGCACAAUCCGUGUCGGCUCCAUUACAUACAUACCAUAUGUGGUGGCUAAUUAUGUGCCGGCUGGUAUAGGCGAUGUUGACGCGUUAAAUUCCAGUGAUUACAGUCGUACUAUCUCCUUUUUGGGUUCGGAAGCAGAGCUUAUGAAAUCUUUCUGUGAAGUGCGCAAUUGUCAUAUACGCUUGGAACCUUACGGUGCUGAUAACUGGGGAUAUAUUUAUGAGAACGAGAGCGCGACCGGUAUGUUGGGUGAUGUGUACACACAAAAUGUCGAAAUCGCCGUUGGCUGCAUUUACAACUGGUACAACAACAUCACAGAAACUUCCAACAUCAUUGCACGAUCAUCUGUAGCGAUUUUGGGACCAGCGCCAGCACAAUUUCCCGCUUGGCGUGCCAACAUAAUGCCUUUCAGUAACGCCCUCUGGAUUUUCUUAAUACUGACGAUUCUUCUUUGUGCCGCCGUUAUGUAUUUUAUUCGUUUUGUAGCCUCUCUGCUGGAAAAAUGGCAUAGGGGGGUACAAUGUGAUUUUCAACAUAUAUCAGCAUUUGGACAAGCGACACUGGAUAUGUUCGCGGUUUUCAUACAACAGCCAUCCGGGCCGACAAGUCUAAACACAUUUGCCGCCCGUUUCUUUCUGGCGAUGAUACUCUGUGCCACUAUUACCUUGGAGAACACCUAUAGCGGGCAAUUGAAAUCCAUACUAACUGUACCGCUAUUCACCGAAGCUGUUGAUACUAUGGAAAAAUGGUCGAAAACCGACUGGACUUGGUCGGCGCCAUCCAUUGUAUGGAUCCAAACUAUAGACAGCUCAAAUAUCGAGAAAGAGCAAAUAAUGUCAGAGAAAUUCGAAGUGCGCGACUAUGAUUUUCUAUACAAUGCCAGCUUUCGUUCAGACUACGGACUGGGUAUCGAACGUCUUAUGAGUGGGUCUUUUUCUUUUGGUGAUUAUGUAACAGCGCCUGCUUUAGAAACAAAAAUAGUAUCAAAAGAUGAUUUAUACUUUGAUUGGACCCGUGCGGUAUCCAUAAGGGGUUGGCCACUGAUGCCGCUCUUUGACAAACAUAUACGCGCGUGCGUUGAAACGGGACUUUUCGUACAUUGGGAAAGAAAGUGGCUGCCACUAAAGCAACAAUUGAUCUACUGCUCCGUAGAACAGCCUCCUUCAGAAGGGAGAUUAUUAAUUUGGACAGUAAGAUGGUGAUACUAGCCAUGAGCUCGUCGAUCGUACUAGUACACUUCUUUCUUGUCCCGCCAUUGCCAGAAUAAGGUAUUCAGAUAUUGAUGCAAAUCGUUUCAGUAAGUUAUUGGUAUACUUUUCUCCGUGCGAAUAUUUACUUUUGUCGCUUCGAAGGAAACUAAACAUGGUAUUGUUUAAGGUUUCAUAUGAAAGCAUCAGUACAAACUUAUAUGGGUUCUUGAGACCGACAAAUUUCCUAUCACUCAAUUCUUCAUCGACAGUAACAUUAACAGUUAGAUUACUUAGAUUAUCUCUUUAAAGAUGCUCACAAAAAACAGGAACAGUUUAUAAGGACAUAUUCGGGUCAAAUUCGAACUUGUGUAUAAAAAAUUGUUUUAUGCUUACAAAUAUGUUUUUAACCAGAAAAAUAUAUUGCUUAUUUCAA